UCUCUGCUACCUUCAUUCUCUUCGAUCUGUGAUCCUAGCUAGUUAUCACUGUGUCAUGUGAUCAUGGGAUUUCAGAAGCCUGCGUGGUUGGAAGCACUUUAUGCACAGAAGUUCUUUGUUGGAUGUUCAACCCAUGAGACAUCAAAGAAGAAUGAAAAGAACAUUUUCUGUUUAGAUUGUUGCACCAGUAUUUGCCCUCAUUGUUUACCAUCACACAGGUUUCAUCGUCUUCUUCAGAUUCGUCGUUACGUAUAUCACGACGUCGUUCGAUUGGAAGACCUUGACAAGCUUAUAGACUGCUCUAAUGUUCAACCCUACACCAUUAAUAGUGCUAAAGUGGUGUUCAUCAAGAAAAGACCACAAAGUAGACAGUUUAAGGGCUCUGGUAACUACUGCACUUCAUGUGAUAGAAGCCUUCAAGAACCUUACAUUCAUUGCUCUCUAGGGUGCAAGGUGGAGUUCGUAUUGAAGCAGAUGAAGGACCUGUCCCCUUACUUGAGAAAUUGCAAAACAUUACAACUUAGUCCAGACUUUUUGAUACCUCAAGACAUGAGUACAGGAGAGGAGGAGGAGGAGGAGGAGGAGAUGAUGAUGAUCACAAACGAUGAAACACCCAAUUCAACAGUGGUGGACAGUGAAGAACCAAUGAGCUCAUCAUCUUCAGGAUCGUUAGGGUGUGGUGGCGAGAGCAUGAGCAUGAGCAUGAGAAUGGUUUGUAGUGAGUUUGUUCGAAAGAAGAGGAGUAGUGGUGGAGUGUACGUUUGUGCGAGGUUAUUAGCUAAUACAACAUCAUCAGUUUCAUCAGAUGAUCAAGACAUGAUGAUGAUGGCUACAAGCAUGAUGAGUAGAAGAAAAGGGAUACCUCAUAGAUCUCCACUCUGUUAACCCAAAU
Messenger RNA from Telopea speciosissima, 892 nucleotides. RefSeq names its product protein RGF1 INDUCIBLE TRANSCRIPTION FACTOR 1-like. Gene Ontology annotation, molecular function: zinc ion binding. The record is from RefSeq and is a predicted model, not a curated record. Bases 64 to 885 code for a protein of 273 amino acids. The transcript is spliced from 4 exons. Lineage: Eukaryota; Viridiplantae; Streptophyta; Magnoliopsida; Proteales; Proteaceae.